CAGACUGAUCCUAGACAGCCUGAAAACAAGCAAAAAAAGCAUCAAGAUACCCAUACAGAAACGAAAGGUUGUGAUGCAGGAAAUAUGGCUUGUGUUUCUUCUGGCAUAAGUACAGAGACUGAAAGUACUUCAGAGAAGCAAGAUUCAUCUGCAUCUUCCAUUGUGGUAGACAGGGAGUUUCAUAAUAGUCCUUCCAGUUCUACACAGUAUAGAAAUCUUCCUACUGGAAGCUAUGCCUUUGAGAAGGAAGAGGUGAGAAUAGAAUAUGGAAAUGGCUCUCCAGCUAUUCAACUAUGGAAGUCCUUUAAAGAAACUAUUCCUUUGUAUGAUGUGUCAAGUGGUAAACCGGUCCCAGAGGACAUAGUGCAGCGUGAUUUAUUUUCUCUUAGUUCAUGCGAAGGGAUGAUAUAUGGCCCUCAUGAAGGGGAGAAAUUGGUGCCAGGAACUUGCCUAGAUGAGAAACAAGCUGUUCUUUCUUCAAAACAGGGUGUUGAAACCGUGCAAGAAAAAGAGGUCCAAAAUAACGAAGUGAAACUGGAUGUGGAAAAGCAGUUGACCACAAGUCAGCGGGCGAAAUCUACUCCAAGCGAAGCCAUGGCAGUGCAGAUAGCAGAACUGGCAAGAUCUGUCAGCGUAGAUCAGCCAGUGGUAAGACAGGAUGUGUUAGUAGCUAAGAAAUCUAGCUCUAAAAGAUCCACAGGCUCAAAAACUUCUCAAGAAGAGUCUAGUCUUAUUCAACAACCAGGACUACUUCCAUCUAGUAUGGAGGUAACGAGUGACUUGAGUUUUCAGCAAAAGAAACUGAAUCUAAGCCACAGUGCAACCAAUGAAAGUCAAACUGAUAGAAGUAUUUGGUGUGAAGAAUCAGUGGAGAAGUAUGUUCCCUCUAACAGUUGGCUGGCUUGUCUGGACAACGUGGACACAAACUACAACUGUGAUGUGUGUUUGCCACAAAGAAAACGUCAAAGUAUACUCAGUCUUUCUUCUGAUGACAUGUCCUCAAGAGAGGAUGGCUCAUCCAUUGAUAAUGCUCCAGUGUCUUAUUUUGUACCUGACUAUGUGCUUCAGAAAAGCACGUAUGCUUUCCAGAAAAGUACAGAGGGCUUGGAGAAGGAAAAAAUUAAAAGUGGUGGGUCCCUCAAUGAAGAUGAAGUGGUAGGAAGGGAGCAGAUGAACGGUUCGGAUGGCCAAGAUGUCAAAAACUCAACUAUGAAGAUUAAAGAGUCUUCCAGUGUAGGUAAAAGGCUGGGAGCCCUUCCUAGAUCUCCUAGUAGGAAAAAAACCUGUUCUCUCAAGAAAAAAGCAAAGAGUUUAUCAGAAGUGGAGGACUCAGAAGAAUACUCUGCACAGGGAGAAGAGGAGGAUGAGGAGGAUGAUGAUGUGGAUGAAAUAGAGUAUUUCUUUCAAGAAGCUGCUCCAUGUGGAAUCUUGAUGCCGAGUGAAGGAAACCUCUACCGACAAGUUGGCCAGAGGGUGCUUUGGAAACCACCUAAACAUGCUAUUCCAGCUCACUUAAUUAGCUGGCCUGCUCAGGAGAAAAUAAAAACUAGGUGCAGGCUUGGUGAGAACAUUGGUGUAAUUUACAAGGCAAAGGAGAAAGAACAAGAUGAAGCUGUGUAUAGUGACUAUGGGCAUUAUGGAAGAAAGAGGCCAAUGGCAAGAAGAGAAGGGCUUGAACAUAAGCGAAUGCUACAGAAAGCCUUGGGAGGAAGACUGCUAAGGGAAAGCAUGGGGAUACCAUCUGAAGAAUUUUGGAUUAGAAGCGGUGCUAAACCCAAAGUUAUCGGCCGAAUACAUAGUAGUCUCUCACCCCAAGCCAUGAGUAAAGAACAAGGGUGCCUGCCUCUAGUUAAACUCAAGAAGAAAAGAAUAAGCAAACCCCCAUUAAAACGCAGAGACACAAGAUGUGAGGUGGAAGAAAUGGAAGUGUGAGAGAUGCCUAAAAGUGUACACAAAGGGCGUGGAACAAGAAGGUCCCUCUAUAAGAGAAGAUAACUGCAAAUAUUGGGGCAGGAGGGGAAGCAAAUGUAUCAGAGGUUUGCAUAAACAUAACUCAUAAUUCCAUUGUAUAUUUUGUAAGUUGCUGUGCUCUCUUGGAGGGCAAGAACUGCCAUAUAUCUUGCAGUGCUGCUAUUAAAAUGGAAUGAAGUAUUUAACACUAAACUGUCACCUUUUGUAACUAACAUCCACUAUCUAAAUAAUUUAAUAGAAGGGCAUUUUGAGGCUUGUAUUCCAUCUAUACAUGGA
Molecule: messenger RNA, 2247 nt
Organism: Oxyura jamaicensis (ruddy duck)
Lineage: Eukaryota; Metazoa; Chordata; Aves; Anseriformes; Anatidae
Exons: 4
Coding region: 85-1932 (615 amino acids)
Source: RefSeq, a predicted model, not a curated record